AUGGGCCAGGUGAACUGCUGCCGCGGCCCCAGGGACGACCCUGACCCCGUGCAGCAGUGCACGCCUGUCCCAGCAUCACCCCAGCCGCUGCUCCGCCAGCGCGUGCGGCUGAGCCAGGGCCGUGCGACGAGGAAGAGGGACCUCCUCCUCUUCGGCGACGCCUUGGUCAUCGCCAAGCCCAACUCCCGGGCGCUGAAGGAGCUCUGGCUCAGCGCGCUCCUUGGGCCACCAGAAGGAGUGGAAGGAGCCCGGCUGACCCAGCUGCCCUCCAUCAAGCUCCUGCUGCAGGAGCUGAGCGGCCGCAAUGCCGUGAGUGUCCCUCCUGCCUCCGCUCUGCCCAGCCCCGAGGCUGCUCCAGCCCAGCAUCAGGCUGGUGCAGAGCAGCGGCCACCUCCCGUCCCCUCCGGCGGCAGCAGCGAACGUGGCCUUGGCCCCUCGGCUGCAGGCGGGACCCGCAGGAGGAGGAGGGGGCUGCCCUGGCCCUUCGCACGGCGGCGAGGCAGCUCGGCCGCUGCAGAGGCAGCCGGGCAGUCGGGCUCUGGCGGCAGGGGGGCUCUCUUCGGCCAGCCCCUGGCAGCUCUCUGCAGCCAGGACGGCACGCUGCCCCAGCCCAUCCAGGACCUGCUGGCUCUCCUGGCCGAGCACGGGCCAUCCACGGAGGGGAUCUUCCGGCUGGCGGUCAAGGAGCACGUCUCCCGGGAGCUGAGGGAGGCCCUCGACAGCGGAGCAGAGGUCCACCUCGAAAGCCAGCCUGUGCACGUGCUGGCCGUCCUCCUGAAGGACUUCCUGCGGAAGAUCCCCUCUAAGCUCCUCGGGGCAGAGCUGUACGAGGAGUGGAUGAGCGCCCUGCAGAAGACCAGCAGGCAGGAGAAGCUGGCAGCACUCAGGGAGGUGGCCGGCAAGUUGCCCCAGGCCAACCUCCUGCUCCUCAAGAGCUUGCUGUCCCUGCUGCAAAGGAUCAGCAGAAACGCGGCCAGCAGCAGGAUGACUGCCGGCAACCUGGCCAUCUGCGUGGGGCCGAACCUGCUCAGCCCACCCGAGGAGCAGACGCUGCCCCUGGACGCCCUGGUGCAGGUGACGGGGCAGGUGCCUCCAGUCGCUGCAGAAAGCCAACACCUGAAGAGCUCCUCUGGGGAGAGAAGGUAAAAUGAGCUCGCUUUGAUUAAGAGCAGGAGUGGUUCAAGUUUGUCACAGCUUUCCCUGUCUAACCAUACUAUUGAAUGGAAAGCUUGCCAGGCCCUUCACAAGAAAGCAGAAAGCGAAAACUGACCUGUGAAGAGGGGAGCGACGGGCACCCGGGCAGGAAGAGGAGAAGGCUGGAGAGGGAGCUCUCGGGGAUGGGCGACUGAGACGAAAUCCAAGCAGGGCGAGAAGAACGAGGAGGCCAGGUGCCGAUGUGGUUUUGCUGCUUGGAUUCCCCGGAUGAGCUGCGACACCUGGGCUUGGAGGGGCACGAUGCAGCCCCAGCACCCCCUCGGCGGAGGCGAGGAGAGAGGCACCCAUGCCCUUCUGCUCUGGCGAGCACAUUUCCCUCGUGCUCCGCUCAGCCGGAGCGGCCCCGCACCGCCGUCAGACCCCCCCAGCCUGCGCAGGAGGCCUUGCUGGCUCACUCAGUGAGCCAUUUGUUGGUCAAAACUGGCAUUUUCCUUGGUAGUUCACCUCUCUUGAUAAGUCCAUAACCUGGGAUUCCAGCAGUCCUCUAUUACUAUGUCUUUUAGAAACAAAUUUUUGGAUAUACGUUGUGGUUUUUUGGAUACAUGUUAUAGUAUAACCUCCAAAUGUAGUGUCUUAGCUCCCUUUCCUCCCCUUAAGCCAAUAUAGGUACAUUGAUAAGUGUUCUGUUGUAGUGGUUUUGUCAUUUAGAAAGUAGUCGUUUCACACUUUUUGAGCACAUGCUUCUAGGAACUGUGUUUUAUUUCACAAGACUAGUGUUAGAGUGACUUUUCAGCAGCAGUAGUAGU
This is a messenger RNA of Grus americana (Whooping crane), 1961 nucleotides long. RefSeq names its product T-cell activation Rho GTPase-activating protein-like. The record is from RefSeq and is a predicted model, not a curated record. Gene Ontology annotation, biological process: signal transduction. Bases 1 to 1146 code for a protein of 381 amino acids. Lineage: Eukaryota; Metazoa; Chordata; Aves; Gruiformes; Gruidae. The transcript is spliced from 11 exons. Gene Ontology annotation, molecular function: GTPase activator activity.